UAUUGCGUGCUGGGUUUUGGCCGUGAAGUUUUCGGUUAUCGCCUUAUGUCCUUAAAGCCCGCCGCACACGAGAGCUAUUAGGUGAGCUAAAGACCUCGCGAGGCUGUUAGCUCAGCAAGUUACUCUUGUUUGCUGAUAGUUUUUCCGGUUUUUCGUGAGAAUUUGGUUUUGGGGAAAGCUAUCUGCCUCGCGAGGUCGUUAGCUUAUACCAAAGUUGCCCUUACUCUUCCCCGUAAGGUCGAAGGUACAACAAUCAGUGACUGACUAUAGUCCCCGCACAUGCAAAGGUGAAAAUAGGCAAUUGAAAAUUGCAACUGGAUGAGAUGAUUGAGCAUAGAUUGACACGUCGUCACGACAUUUUUGGAGCCAAGUAUUGCCCAGUCCUGUUUUCAACGACCAGGAGCAGAUGGGGUAAUUUGAAAUUUCUGACGUACACGUCCAAAAAUUGAUUGGGUCGUCGCAUCAGGAGUGAACAAUUUUGUUCUGCGCCCCAUGAACAGUAUAACAAUGUUGUUGAACCUUGUUGAAUCAUCAAUGUUGUUGCAACAGUACUGGACUCUUCCCCGUAGGUGUAAAGAUGAAAAGCAAAAAUUACGACAAAAUUGAACAGUUGUUUCAAAGAUGCCUGAUGAAAGUUUUGAAUGUUGAUUUAUGGAAAUCUUACCUGCACUAUGUGAAAGAGACUAAGGGUUCUUUGCCCUCAUUUAGGGACAAAAUGACGCAAGCUUUUGAAUUUGCCCUGGACAAAGUUGGAUUGGAUUUUAAUUCAUAUCAGAUUUGGUCUGACUACAUUACGUUUCUGAAAGCAGGGGAAGUCAGCGGCUCGUACGCCGAGAAUCAGAAAAUUAUGACACUUCGUAAAGUGUAUCAAAGAGCGGUUUUCACACCCAUCAAUAACUUGGAAGCAUUGUGGAGAGAAUAUACUGCAUUUGAACAGAACGUUAAUAAAGUUUUGGCAAAAAAGUUGGUGGAUGAGAAAACGCGGGACUAUAUGAACGCGCGACGAACUGCAAAGGAAUAUGAAGCAAUAACGAGGAACAUCGUACGCGGGAAUCCUUCUGUUCCUCCCCAAGGAACAGCAGCUGAACUUAAGCAGCUUCAGUUGUGGAAUAAAUAUCUUCAAUGGGAAAGAAGCAAUCCAUUAAAGACCGAAGAUCACAAUACCCUGGCCAAACGAGUGAUGUACGCGUACGAACAGGCUUUAUUAGCAUUAGGUUUCUAUCCAAAUAUCUGGUAUCAGGCUGCGUUAUUUUUGGAGGACAGAAGUAAACAGCUGUUUGAAAAAGGGGAUCAGCAGAACGGAAAAACAAUGGCGGAUGAAGCAAGUGCUAUUUAUGAGAGAGCAACAUCUAGUCAGCUGAAGUAUAAUGUCAUGUUACAUUUUGCUUGGGCUGAUUUUUUAGAGAGUCGUAUGAAAGCAGAUAAAGCCAAAGAGGUUUACGAUAAAUUGUUGGAAACUCCAAACAUCGAUCCAACUUUAGUCUACAUUCAGUAUAUGAAGUUUUCACGAAGAGCAGAGGGAAUAAAAGAAAGCCGUGCAGUGUUCAAGCGUUCUCGUGAAGACAGCCGAAGUUCACAUCAUGUUUUUGUCGCUGCGGCCUUGAUGGAAUACUAUAUAACCAAGGAUAAGAACGUGUCCAUGAAGAUUUUCGAACUGGGUCUAAAGAAAUUUUCAUCCGAACCAAAAUACAUUUUGGCAUACUUAGAAUUUUUAAUUCACUUGAACGACGACAAUAACACUCGCGUACUGUUCGAACGAGUCUUAAGCAAUCUCCCUAAGGAAAAAUCAAGUGAAAUUUAUACCAAGUUUUUGGACUUCGAAGCAAAUUGUGGUGAUCUCACGAGUUAUAUGAAAGUUGAGAAAAGAAAGUUGUCCAUGUUUAACGAGGAACUUGAAUCCAGGGAAACUGUGCUGCUGGUCGAUCGUUAUAAAUAUUUAGAUCUAUUUCCGUGUUCAAAAACUGAAUUAGCAGUUAUUGGUUAUAAUGCACAAGAAGUUGUCGUGUCAAAUCAGGCAACAGCAUACUUUCAAAACAAGGAGCUGUUACCGGAUGAAGCAAUCACGUUAGGCUCGAAAUAUCCCAUGCCAGAUUUGAAACAAAUGAUGCCGUUUAAACCCGUACCUCGAGGAACUCCCGGAGUCCAUCACCUUCCUGGGGGUGUGUUUCCAGUUCCCCCUGCCGCCGCUCAUCUUAUUUCUCUGAUGCCGCCGCCAGUGUGCUUCCAGGGCCCGUUUGUCAUGGUUGAUGAACUUUUGAAAAUGAUAGCAGAUUGCCAUCUCCAAAAGCCACAGACCACAAGUCUACCAGAAGGCAGUGUCAACGGUGGUGUGAAAGAGGAAGGCACAACAAAAGACAGCGACGCGAGAGGAAAGAAGCGCCCACUGAACGCGAACAGCAAUGACAAUGAUAGCGACGAUGACGAGAAACGCGUUGCCCCGCCUGUCAACGAUAUUUACCGUCUUAGACAACAAAAAAGAGUUGCUUUCUAGUUUGCAAGAGAGCAAAGUUUGCAUUUCGAAGCCAAAAAAUAUUCCUUCUCGGUGUUGGUUGAAAAACUACAGUUUUGAAACUGAUCUGAAAGUGUAACUAACACUUGGUUUCAUCAUAGACAGUCCGGGAUCAGUUGCAAACUAAAACGGGAAACUCGGGGCUAAUAUAGCUCCGGCAACACCCGAGGCCUUUUGUCUCCAAUCUUGUAUAAUUUCCCAUUGAAUGUAUUUUAAAAAAAAUCGUAUUUAAAUAAAAAAGAAAAAAAUGUUUUCAACGAAAGCUAGCUUGCGUGCAUGCAUUCUUUUCGAAAACGCACCGUCAUUGCGGUAAGCAUGGUCAUAAAUUUCAUACGCGUGAAUGAUGUACGUAACCUUGCAAAUUUAGGACAGCUUCCAAAUUUCGGUUCAGAAUGAAA
This is a messenger RNA of Dendronephthya gigantea, 2907 nucleotides long. RefSeq names its product cleavage stimulation factor subunit 3-like. Gene Ontology annotation, cellular component: nucleus. Lineage: Eukaryota; Metazoa; Cnidaria; Anthozoa; Malacalcyonacea; Nephtheidae. Gene Ontology annotation, molecular function: mRNA binding; protein binding. Gene Ontology annotation, biological process: mRNA 3'-end processing. The coding region runs from base 578 to 2491 and encodes 637 amino acids. The transcript is spliced from 24 exons. The record is from RefSeq and is a predicted model, not a curated record.